AUGUCCGGAGAAGCCCCACGUGUGGAACUCAGCAGCACAGAUCUCGAUUUCGACCUUACCGCACCCGUCAACCAGAAGCUGUCCCAGAUGAACUCUGACGCUGCCCCGCUGCCCAACGGCAACGCAGACCACAGCCUGCCCAACGGCGCGGUCCAGACAAACGGCUCUCUCCUAGAUUCUGCCUCAAACGCCAUCAACGCCGCAAACAACCACUCCAGCGUGCAGAACAUUAAAAACACCGUCAUGAACGGACCCGUUGCACAGAACGUCAAGGCAGAGGGCGCAAAGACCCGCGAUGAGUUCGCAGAUCUUGCAAACUCAAAGACCAUUCCCGACGAGAAGACGGCGACUGGUCAGAACCUAACUCACUACCACAGCAUGUUCUACCGCCUCCUGAGCUGGAAGAACCCCCGCGCCACCGCCAUCGCCUUUGCCAGUACCGUCGUCUUCAUCUUCGCCUCACGCUACCUGAACCUGAUCCGCUACAUGUUCAAGACUUCGUACAUGGUUCUUGGUGCUACUGCUACUGCCGAGAUCGCGGGGCAGCUGACCAUUGGACGUGGCCUCACCUCCCAGUUUAGGCCACGACAGUACUUCACCAUUCCAAAGGCCUCGCUCGAGCGCAUGACGGAUGAUUUCGAGCAGUUCAUCAACUUCUUCGUCAUCGAGUCUCAGCGUAUUGUCUUCGCCGAGAACGUCUACGUCACUAUUGGCGCCUUCUUCGCAUUCCUCAUCUCGUACUUCCUGAUCAAGUGGGUUCCUCUCUGGGGCUUGGCUCUGAUCGCGACGCACAUUACCUACCUCGGUCCCCUCAUCUACAUCAAGAACAAGGACGUCAUUGAUGCUCAGUUGGAGAAGGGCUACACCAUUGCCAACCAGCAGGCUCAGCAAGUCAAGGGUCUCGCCAACCAGCAUGCUGAAAACGCCAUGAAGACUGUCCAGGGCUACACACAACAGGCUACUGCUAAGGCUCAAGAGCGGGUCAACCAGUACCGUGGACGUUCCACUUCGCCAGAGGUCAAGAAGCAGCCCUUGCCCAGCGUCCCCAAGCACGAGCCCAUUGCCGAGUCAUCUUCUGAAGAGGAGGAUGAUGAGCCAGUUGCACAGGCUGCCAAGUAA
Bipolaris zeicola 26-R-13 is the source of this 1119-nucleotide messenger RNA. RefSeq lists its product as uncharacterized. The coding region runs from base 1 to 1119 and encodes 372 amino acids. The transcript is spliced from 5 exons. NCBI's taxonomy places the organism in Eukaryota, Fungi, Ascomycota, Dothideomycetes, Pleosporales, Pleosporaceae. The record is from RefSeq and is a predicted model, not a curated record.